Molecule: messenger RNA, 3522 nt
Organism: Helicoverpa zea (corn earworm)
Lineage: Eukaryota; Metazoa; Arthropoda; Insecta; Lepidoptera; Noctuidae
Gene: NGR-A27
Product: neuropeptides capa receptor
Exons: 7
Coding region: 87-1490 (467 amino acids)
Biological process (GO): neuropeptide signaling pathway
Cellular component (GO): plasma membrane
Molecular function (GO): neuromedin U receptor activity
Source: RefSeq, a predicted model, not a curated record
AUAUUAUUUAAAUUAAAGUGUACACAAAAAAGUGAAUUAAUUAAUUACAAAAAAAUGACAUAAAAUAUAAAACACAAAAAAUAAAAAUGGCCGAAUUUUUCCGCGUGAACGAGACGAGUACGCAAUUCUUCCAGCGAUGCACGAACCUAUCGCACUUCGAUUGUUCGGAGGAAGAGAUGCUUUGGCUGAUGAUGGGGCCCAGAACCUUACCUCUUCAGAAGAUAGUGCCCAUAUCUGUGUUACUGUUGGUGAUAUUCCUGACUGGAGUAGUGGGGAAUGUGGCAGUCUGCGUGGUAAUUGUGAAGCACCCUGCCAUGCAUACUGCGACCAAUUAUUACUUGUUCAGUUUGGCGUUAAGUGAUCUGCUGUUGCUGCUUUUUGGUCUGCCAAACGACCUGUCAGUAUCGUGGCACCAGUACCCGUACAGUCUCGGCAUCGUGUUCUGCAAGCUACGAGCGCUCAUCUCCGAAGCAGCAUCCUACGUGUCCGUGCUGACCAUAGUCGCGUUCUCCCUGGAGCGCUACUUAGCCAUCUGCCACCCUCUCCACUUGUAUGCCAUGGCUGGUCUCCGGCGAGCACUGAGGAUCGUGGCUGCACUGUGGCUGGUCUCCUUACUGGCAGCGUCUCCCUUCGCGCUCUAUACUACCGUCAGCUAUCAUGAUUAUCCACCAGGUUCUGGCAACGCGUCCCUGGAGUCAGCCUUCUGCGCGAUGCUGGAGAUGCCGUCCUGGUACCUGUGCGAGCUGAGCAGCCUGCUGUUCUUCAUCCUGCCAGGAGUCAUCAUCCUGUGCCUCUACGUGCGCAUGGGGCUCAGAAUUAGGUACGUUAUGGGAACAACGCACGCGAGUAAGCCCGGGAGCCCUGGAACUCUCAACGGCGUGAAUGGCAGCGUGCAUGGGGAGGCGCGGCAGGCGCAGUCCAAAAAGACCAUCAUCAGGAUGUUGGCGGCUGUGGUGGUUGCAUUCUUCGUGUGCUGGGCACCAUUCCACUUCCAGCGUCUAUUCUAUAUCUACGGCGCGUCGAGCCGUCACUACCACACCAUCAAUGAGUACCUGUUCUACGUGGCUGGUGCCUUCUACUACAUAUCGGCGACUGUUAAUCCGAUACUGUAUAAUGUUAUGAGUCAUAGGUACCGCAUAGCCUUCACGGAAACCCUCUGCUGCGGCAAAGUCGGCAGAAAGAAGAGCAGGUGUCGAGAACACUCCAGCAUUCGGGAGACCAUGGUGAACCAUACUUCCGACGGCACCCAUCUUGUCAGGGUCCGCUCCGAGAUCCAGAACAAGAGGAACCGCCUCGAUAGGAGAAGCAGAAGGUGCAGCUACUACGGAACAGAGACCACCAGCCUCUGCAGCGAGAAGUGGAGACAGGACACUCCUAAGAAGAUGAACAGCAUACUGAUAAAUGAUAGAAACAGUGUGACGUCGUCUCUUUGUAAUAAUAAUGAUAGUCAUUUGUACAGUGACUUCAAAAUGGAUGGUGAUGUCACUUAAGUUUUUAUGUAAGUAUGUGAGUAAGGUGUCAGUUUGUAAGCCACUGGAUUAACUUUUGUAUGAUGUAAGUACCAGUGAAUAUAUUGUGAUAAAUAUUUAGGUGUAAACGUAAUUUAUUGUAGGUUUAAUAAGUUAAGAUAGGCUUGAUUUUUUAUGGAUAGGUACACGCGAAAAGUUCUAUGUGUAUAUCCUUCAUUAUUACUUGGAAAAUAUGAAUAAAAAAGCUUUAAGUUAACUUUUCUAUGCGAUAUAAAUUGUAAAUACCGAUAAUCAUUAACUUCCCAAAAUUUACAUAAUACAUAACUUUCAAUCUUUUACAUACUUAAACUCAAAUAUUACUAUAUCCCAUUAAACUUAACUUGUGCAUUUAUCUUCAAAAUCACUCAAAAUUAAAUAAGCUUUAAAUCAUAAUAUAAUUUUUCAUUGUGUUCUCAUUUUCAUAUUUAUAUACAUUAGUUUUUCAUCUUAUUCUCGCUUUGUUAUUCGUCGAAAUUUUGUCAAAAUCAAAGAUAAUGUUUUUAUAUCAAAUAGGCCUUUGCUUGCUCUUAUAAAACGUCAUACUAGUUGCACGGUUCCAAAAACUAGGUCUCACGGAGAAAAACCGGCAAGAAUCUUCAUUAUUAUUCUAUUAACGAAACAAAAAUAACAUAUGUAUAGGUACAUUUCCUAUUUCCUACUUCAUAACUAGACAUAAACUAGUUGAUAUUUUCACUUACUGAGUAAAUUGCUUACUCAAGUCUCGAGGGAAACACCCAAAAUAUAAUAUGGAGGUACCCAUUGAGUAGUACAUACGGUUUAUUAUGAUUGCCUAUGGUUAUUUUAUGAAGGAAACUACGUGCUUUCUGAAGGUCAAGAAAUUUUAUUAACAACAGGAAAUAAUUGCCUUUAUUUGUUGACAGAACUAAUUGUGUCGUGAGUAUUUUUCUUUGAAUUAUUUGUUUCUACGAAGGAUGAAUUUGUCUUCAUAAAACGACACUUUAUUUGAAAUUCCAAUUUUGUUUUAUGAUAGUUGAAUUAAUGAGAGUACCUAAAUAUCUUAUUUAUAUGAAACUGAAACACUAAAUAAUUAUUUUAAAUGCUAGAAAGAGAGUCCAUUCAGAAUGAUUAUGAAACGCUAAAAUAAAUCGUUUAUGUUAUACUACUUUUAUCGAACAGCCGAGAAGUGUCAUGUUUUAUACUAUGGAUAAUAUUAAUUUUCAAUGAUAUAUCCUCAAUAACUAGUAAAUUAUUUAAUUUAUAUAGAAUACACUACUAUACACUACAUAAUCAUACAAAGACAUAGUUAGUACAUUGUCAUUCAACUGUCACAGUAGUGACACGCCAUUGAAUGCGUACAUUGUGUGCGCAGAACACGAAACAUAUGACAAUCGUAAUUAAUUCCCAGUAUUAGCUGAGGCGUAUUAGUUUAUCAAUGAAAUGUCACAUCUUGACGUACAAAUUAAUGUUGGACACUGUAAUAAUGGUGGGUUACCAUGAAUAAAUAAAGUUUAUAUUUUACUAGCCAUUUUCCCGCGGUUGCACCCGCGUCCCGUGGGAUUAAACUUACCGUUUUCAAAAAAAAAAAAUUAUAACCCUCAAAUUUUGACUUCUGACCUCGAAUAAUAUGCAAAUAAAGGAUUUGAUUUGAUAACUUUUGACCCACACAUGGGAUCGAUGGGGACUUUUAAUAUUUUAUUUGUAAUGGUAAACAGAAGCUCUCCACAAAAAUUUGGCUUUCCGGGAAUUUUUGUUAUUAUAUGUAUUUCAAAAGUCUAUUUUGACCGGACUAUAAAUAUAAUAACAAAAGCAAUGUUUCAUGUGCAUAUGACGCGAACAAUGCUAGAACUAGUUAUUCUCAUAAUAAAUCACGCAGCCAUAAAUCAGCUUCGAAACAAUGCACAAACUAUUUCAGUAAGUUUACUCGCCGCGGUUACUGGACAAAAUAACUAACUGGUUAACAACUUACUGUUUGGGUGGUUCGUGGCCAGUUUAGACCUGAAGCCCGCUAGACUUAACAUUUCGGCUUACUUUGUAGUAGGUAACAUAUUCGUAU